CGUCCCGGUGGUGAAGAGAAAGGAAGUUGGGCGAGUUGACCCGAGUGGACUCACUCUCUGGAGUGGGUUUGUGUCUCUCUCCGCCAUUCUAUCAAAACCUCAGCUCCUUCAUUUUUCCUUCCCUCUCUUUGGAGCAGAGGGAAAUUUUCUCUCUCUCUCUUAUCUCAACACUCAAUAACACAAAACUUUGACAAACAAUACCACAAAUGUCUCACUCUGUCUUUCAAACCGCUCAAAUCAUGCCCAUAAAUACCCAACUGCUCCCUACUUCCACUAAACCCUUAUUUCCGGCCAUAGUUAUCCGGCGACCAGUUCUAGGGGUCGGCCGGAAGCUCCGUAAAAUUAACGUAAUUAGGGCAUCGACUUCCCCGGUGAUCAACGGCGAUGCCAUUGCCGGUUUGGAGCGGUGCUUUCAAGCUUCACCGGUUGAUUCUCCAUCAUCGUCCUCUUCCUCCGCUACGAAUAUGUUCGCCCCUGUAAUGAAAGGGGGAAAAUAUGGUGCUUUUGGUGCAGUUACGUUGGAGAAAUCGAAACUUGAUAUGACCCAGAAACAGACCCAGUCUAGCCCCGAGCUUUCAACCGGAGGAGGAGGUGGAAAUAUGGGAAAGAAUUUAAAUCAUGGUGGUGGUGAUGGAGGUGACGAUGAUGGUGAUGAUGAUGAUUACUUUGAUGACUUUGAUGAUGGUGAUGAGGGAGAUGAGGGUGGAUUAUUUAGGAGAAGAAUGAUACUACAAGAGUUGUUUGAUCGGAAAUUUGUUGAAGCCGUGCUAAAUGAGUGGCAGAAGACAAUGAUGGAUUUACCAGCUGGGCUUCGACAAGCCUAUGAAAUGGGUUUAGUUAGCUCUGCACAAAUGGUGAAAUUUCUUGCCAUUAAUGCCAGACCGACAACUGCUAGAUUUAUUUCCCGGUCACUUCCUCAAGGAUUAUCAAGGGCAUUCACUGGCAGGAUGAUUGCAGAUCCGGCAUUUGUAUACAAGCUGCUUCUAGAGCAAGCCAGUACAAUUGGUUGCUCAGUUUGGUGGGAGAUCAAAAACCGUAAGGAGAGGAUAAAGCAGGAAUGGGAUCUUGCCCUUCUUAAUGUGCUUACUGUAACGGCAUGCAACGCUAUUGUUGUUUGGUCACUUGCUCCUUGUCGUUCAUAUGGAAACACAUUCCAGUUUGAUUUGCAGAACACAUUACAGAAGCUUCCAAACAAUGUCUUUGAAAAGAGUUAUCCACUAAGAGAAUUCGACUUGCAGAAGAGGAUUCAGUCCUUUUUCUAUAAGGCUGCAGAGCUCUGUUUGGUUGGUCUCACUACAGGAGCUUUCCAAGGGGCUGUAUCGAAUCUUGUUGUCACUAAAAAGGAGGGAAGGUUGUCGGUGACAAUACCAUCUGUGAGCAGUAAUGCACUUGGUUAUGGUGCCUUCCUUGGUCUUUAUGCAAACCUGCGUUAUCAGCUCUUGUGUGGAUUUGACAGAGCUGUAGUUAACCACUUUGAUGUUAUUGGAGUGGCUCUCUUCUUCAGCACUGCCCUGAGGGUCUUGAAUGUUCAAGUAGGAGAGGCAUCAAGACUAGCAUGGCUCGGUGUGGAGGUGGAUCCACUGGCCCAUUCAGAUGAUGUCUUGAAGGCUUAUAGUAGACCCACUGAGGGUCUUGAUCAGCCUUCUUCAAAAUGGUUCUUAUCCAAGAAUGCCAUAGUUUCGGGGCUUGGGCUUCUUGGGAUCAAACAGGGUCAGACUGACUCAGCUUCUGAGGGGGAAACACCAGCACCUAAGGCUCGGAGAAAAAGAAUAGUCAGGAAAAAAGUAACAAGUCAAGCCUAGGUGGUUGACAAAGCAGUCAUCAAUCACUGUUCAAUUUUGCAGCCUGAGAAUUUAAUAAGCAUCGAGUGUUUGAUUGAAAGCACAAAAUGAAGACAGCUUAGAUGCAAGUCUGGUCAUGAGCAUUGCCAUGUCCACUACAGCAGAAGGUGAUUAACUGUACUAGGAUGAUGGGGAAGCACUCUUCUCAAAUUCUUGCCUUCGUUUCCAAAUCUUCAUGAAUCACUGAUUUGCGUGAGAUUACUUUGGCUAUCAUUAAAAUAUGCGAGGCUGAACUUUUAAAAUGAAUUCCAUAGUUAGGACUAGUUAUAUUGCUGCAAUCCUCUUACAGUCUGCUUUUAGUAUAUCAAUUUCUUAUCCCUGUUGCCUCUUUUGAUGUUCUUGGCUGAGAUGCCCAGCUUAAACCAUAAAACUUGUUUGCUCAAUUGAAGCUAGUCCCACAUUUUUUGUUCUCUUCAA
Messenger RNA from Solanum tuberosum (potato), 2258 nucleotides. RefSeq names its product protein RETICULATA-RELATED 1, chloroplastic-like. NCBI's taxonomy places the organism in Eukaryota, Viridiplantae, Streptophyta, Magnoliopsida, Solanales, Solanaceae. Gene Ontology annotation, biological process: plant organ development. The coding region runs from base 207 to 1802 and encodes 531 amino acids. The record is from RefSeq and is a predicted model, not a curated record. Gene Ontology annotation, cellular component: chloroplast inner membrane. The transcript is spliced from 8 exons.